This is a messenger RNA of Ochotona princeps (American pika), 2389 nucleotides long. It is a transcript of the gene PARP6, whose product is annotated as poly(ADP-ribose) polymerase family member 6. The transcript is spliced from 23 exons. Gene Ontology annotation, cellular component: intracellular anatomical structure; nuclear envelope; membrane. Gene Ontology annotation, biological process: endoplasmic reticulum unfolded protein response. Gene Ontology annotation, molecular function: kinase binding; protein serine/threonine kinase activator activity; NAD+ poly-ADP-ribosyltransferase activity. Lineage: Eukaryota; Metazoa; Chordata; Mammalia; Lagomorpha; Ochotonidae. The coding region runs from base 245 to 2140 and encodes 631 amino acids. The record is from RefSeq and is a predicted model, not a curated record.
CUCCCCUGUCCCCGCUGAGUCUGCCUGUGCCCUUCCCAGCUGCCCUUAAAGCAACAGCACAGUGACCUGUUGACUGCCAAAACCACAGAACCUGCUACCCCUUGAUCUCCAGUUGCUCCUGAGCUCAUCCUUUGCCCCGCUCUGUAGCUUCCUAAAUGCCCAUGUUGUUGGCUUGGGUUCAGCUGGUGGCAUGGAGGGGUGCUGCCGAACACUAACCUGAGAGUGUGUGUGACCCUCUGACCCAAUGGACAUCAAAGGCCAGUUCUGGAAUGAUGACGACUCGGAGGGCGAUAAUGAGUCAGAAGAGUUUCUCUAUGGAGUUCAGGGGAGCUGUGCAGCUGACCUGUACCGACACCCGCAGCUCGAUGCAGACAUUGAAGCCGUGAAGGAGCUCUACAGUGAGAACGCUGUGGCCAUCAGAGAAUAUGGAACUAUCGAUGACGUGGACAUUGACCUCCACAUCAACAUCAGCUUCCUUGACGAGGAAGUCUCAACCGCCUGGAAGGUCCUCCGGACAGAACCUAUCGUAUUGAGGCUGCGGUUUUCUCUUUCCCAGUACCUCGAUGGACCAGAGCCUUCGAUUGAGGUUUUCCAGCCGUCGAAUAAGGAAGGGUUUGGGCUGGGUCUUCAGUUGAAAAAGAUCCUGGGCAUGUUCACAUCCCAACAAUGGAAGCAUCUAAGCAACGAUUUCUUGAAGACCCAGCAGGAGAAGAGGCACAGUUGGUUCAAGGCGAGCGGCACCAUCAAGAAGUUCCGAGCUGGCCUCAGCAUCUUCUCACCCAUCCCCAAGUCUCCCAGCUUCCCUAUCAUUCAGGACUCCAUGCUGAAAGGCAAGCUGGGUGUGCCAGAGCUUCGGGUUGGGCGCCUCAUGAACCGUUCCAUCUCCUGCACCAUGAAGAACCCCAAAGUAGAGGUGUUUGGCUACCCUCCCAGCCCCCAGGCAGGUCUCCUGUGCCCCCAGCACGUGGGCCUCCCUCCCCCAGCACGGACCUCUCCCUUGGUCAGCGGUCACUGCAAGAACAUCCCCACCCUGGAGUAUGGAUUCCUUGUGCAGAUCAUGAAGUACGCAGAGCAGAGGAUCCCGACGCUGAAUGAGUACUGCGUGGUUUGUGACGAGCAGCACGUCUUCCAGAAUGGCUCCAUGCUCAAGCCAGCCGUCUGCACUCGGGAGCUGUGCGUCUUCUCCUUCUACACACUGGGCGUCAUGUCUGGAGCUGCCGAGGAGGUGGCUACUGGAGCAGAGGUGGUGGACCUGCUGGUGGCCAUGUGCAGGGCAGCACUGGAGUCCCCCAGGAAGAGCAUCAUCUUUGAGCCUUACCCAUCUGUGGUGGACCCCACUGAUCCCAAGACUCUGGCCUUUAACCCUAAGAAGAAGAACUAUGAGCGACUGCAGAAGGCCCUGGAUAGUGUGAUGUCCAUCCGGGAGAUGACCCAGGGCUCGUAUUUGGAGAUCAAGAAGCAGAUGGACAAGCUGGACCCACUGGCUCACCCUCUCCUGCAGUGGAUUAUCUCCAGCAACAGAUCACACAUUGUCAAACUACCUCUCAGCAGGCAGCUGAAGUUCAUGCACACCUCACACCAGUUCCUCCUGCUGAGCAGCCCUCCCGCCAAGGAGGCUCGGUUCCGGACCGCCAAGAAGCUCUACGGCAGCACCUUUGCCUUCCAUGGGUCCCACAUCGAGAACUGGCAUUCGAUUCUGCGCAAUGGGCUGGUCAAUGCAUCCUACACCAAACUGCAGCUGCAUGGAGCAGCCUAUGGCAAAGGCAUCUACCUGAGCCCCAUCUCCAGUAUUUCCUUUGGAUACUCAGGAAUGGGAAAAGGACAGCACAGGAUGCCUUCCAAGGAUGAGUUGGUCCAGAGAUACAACAGGAUGAACACCAUCCCCCAGACCCGAUCCAUUCAGUCAAGGUUCCUGCAGAGCCGAAAUCUAAACUGCAUAGCACUUUGUGAAGUGAUUACAUCCAAGGACCUCCAGAAGCACGGGAACAUCUGGGUGUGCCCUGUGUCUGACCAUGUCUGCACUCGGUUCUUCUUCGUGUAUGAGGAUGGGCAGGUGGGCGAUGCCAACAUUAAUACUCAGGACCCCAAGAUACAGAAGGAAAUCAUGCGUGUGAUCGGAACUCAGGUUUACACAAACUGAGGGGGCUGCGGCCCUCCUUCCACCCCGACCCCCAGGAUCCAUCUGCUCUGGUGAAGGGCUCAGGAGCCGCAGGUGAGGCUGACCUGAGGAAUCAAGGGGCCAUUUCCUAGGGGAAGAACAAGGAUAGAAGACAAGAGCACGGAGGAACCACUCCACAUCUGGAUGGCCCUGACUGACUCCGACCCCUAGUGUCCCCACUUGACUUCCCCCUGUUUGUAAAUAAACCAAUAAAAUGGAAGGUGCUGUGGA